Paramecium tetraurelia is the source of this 2493-nucleotide messenger RNA. RefSeq lists its product as uncharacterized. NCBI's taxonomy places the organism in Eukaryota, Ciliophora, Oligohymenophorea, Peniculida, Parameciidae. The transcript has 3 exons. The record is from RefSeq and is a predicted model, not a curated record.
AUGAAAGGAAUGGAAGAAAGCUAUGAAAGCAGGUAUGGGGGCAGAGGAUAUAAGAUGAUUGAGGAGAUUAUAGAGGAAAGUUAAUUAGUGGGGGGAGCAGGAGGUAAAUCUAACAUGGAAGAAUACGAGAUUACUGGACAGCCACCUCCUAUGCAAAAGUAUGGAAUUAGAGAGGAAGAACCUCCCAUUUAAGAUAAUGGAAAAUAGAAGGGGUUGAGACUAAUCAUUUAUAGGGUUGAUAACCAUUAGGCCAGAUCUCAUUUGAGAGUUAUGGCAGGAUUAUUUGAGGAAGGCAAUUUAGUUUUGGAUGCAAAUGGGCUGCCAGUUGCAUUUAAUACUUCUAUUCACAAUCCUUUGGAUCAAAAGAAUAGACAAGUUUUAGCAAAUGAAUACAUUAUACCCUUACACAAACCUAAUGUAGAGUAUGAUGGAAUGAAUAAUAAGGCAUCAGGUCAGGAUAUCAUAUUCUAGGAGGAGUAUAGAGUAUUUCGAAAUCUAUAUGCGAUGAUUAAGAAGAACAAGAAGGACUUAUAUAUUGGAUUAUAGGUAGUUGAAAAACCAGAACCAGUUGAAUUGUAGGAAUCAGUUUUGAAUGAAACACAAAAGAAUUAUGCAGGGUUAGAAUUUGAUUUAAAGGGAUGGCAAUUCCUCAAACUGACUUAAGAUGAUGGCAGUCUGCUAACUGGAAGAUUCAAAAUGAAAUUAUUUAAACCCCCUUUACGACGACCUCCCAUAGAUCCUACUAAAGUAUAGGAAAUGGAUGAAGUUAUUGACUUUGCUUUGCAUGAAUUUGCGUACACAGAAAAAGAUAUUGAAGAAUUUAAAAAGUAGAUGAAGCAUAAACAUAAGAAACCAAAAUUAGAGGAGAUUAAAGAUAUUCCAUUAGACAAUAGUCCAUAUAUUCCUAAUUUCUAGCAAUAAUGGAUAAACGAAUAAUUUGAAAGAAGACAUGGAAUAGAUUUCUACAUAGAUGGAUUAAGAUUCUUGCCUGAUAAGGUAACAGCUUGUAAAAUUUACAUGGAAGUAUACAACAGGAGAUAUGAGAAAUUGUUUGAUGCUGAAACAGCAGCUCCUGAUCUCAAUGGUAUGGCCUACAAUCCAACAUUCUAUUUCAGAAGAGAAUUGAGAAAAGAGAAGUUUGAUCCAACUGCAAUUGCUUUGAUCACUGUUGUAACAGUAGAUAAAAGUACUAAUGAUAACAGAAUUGUUGGUUAUGCUGCAAUUAAUCUAUUUUUGAAUCCUGGUACUAAAUCUCAACCUGAGGAUUCUAAUGAGGAUAACUAUGUAGUUUAUUCUGGAGCAUAUCAAAUACCAUUGUUUAGUCAAUAGUUAGACAGAACACCGCCAUUUGACAUGAAAAAGAUUUACUCCCAUGAACGAUCUCCUUGUUGUACUGUGCUUGUCAGAAUGUUUAAAGCACCUUUGAGUGAAGAUGGUAAAAGAGCUCUAUCCAUCAAAGAAUUUCCAAGCUUAAAGGAUUAAAUAGCCAGAAAUAUUAUGAGGCCACGUCCUUAAUACGGGGCGAGUGCCUACAACACUGAGUUAGCUCCUAUCACUGAAUCAGAAAAUGAAUUAUUUGCUCAAAGAACUAUCAGACCUGAUAUUAGUGUUAGAGAGGCUGCAUAUUUAUUAAUAAAGGGAGAAUAAAUUAAUAGAUAAUACAAGGACAAUGAAAUAAUUAACUAUUUGGAUAACCGUAUAUCCUUAACUCAUGAUACAUUCAUGAUCGAUAUGAUGUAUUUUGCCAAGUACAGACCAUAAGCUGGAUUCAAAUUGACUGUUGAUGGAUUACAUAAUGUUGUUAAUCAAUCACAUAUGUACGUCGUCUUUUAUUCCUUAUCAUAACCUGGAACCUUUUAUCUAGAACCCAGAGACAUUACUCAAGGACACAUGUGUUCUAAUUACGAUUUCGAUUCCAAAAUCAACACUCCUGAAUACGAUGAUGCUUGGUUCAAAUUCAAAGAAAAUGCCAAUAGAUAUCAGAAUAUCAUUUUAGACAUCAAAUCAGUGCCAUUCUCUAAACCAGAUGGAGCCAUCUCUGAUGUGGGUUGGACUAUUUUGCCUGUGUUCUCACCUGACAAUUAUGUUAUGUCCAACUGUUAUCAAUUACCAGUGUUCAGAGGAUCAGUCCCAAGAGCUGUGAUUGAAGACAUUAAAAAACAAGAUGCUUGGGAUUACCUUCGGGAUCAAGUCACCAACAAUAAAGUUUUUUAUCUAAAAAAUAUGUCCAUUAUUGUCAGGUUAGUGGAUGCUUAAAGAGAAGUAAUUUUUCAUUUCAUUCUAGGGGCAUUUUAAUAAACGUAUGGAUUUAUCUUCCACAAGGAGAUCGUAUAAUAAUAGUGGUCUUACAAUCCUGCUGUUGUUUUGGAUUAAAUGAGUAUGAAGACUAUUAAAUCUUUAAUACCAUUCAAAGACAACCCUGCUGCUUACAAUAGAAAAGUCACAGAGUACUUUGCCAACUCCUAUGGUUUAACUCAAUAUCUUGGAAGUUGA